ACUCACGCUUUCAAGUUCGAGACAGCACGAGUUUGCCGCUUUGCCGGGUUGUUUUAUCAAUAAAACGCAAUUCCGGGAGAAUCAUCGUACGAUCAAGACGAAUAUUAGAACAAACAUACGGGGAAAAUGAAAAUCGAGGAAGUAAAAAGUUCAGCUAAGGCUCAAAGAGUCUCAGCUCAUACGCAUAUCAAAGGUUUGGGACUUAAUGAAAAUGGUACAGCGAUUCAGAGUGCCGCAGGCCUCGUGGGACAAGAAGCGGCAAGAGAGGCUGCCGGGAUAGUUGUGGACAUGAUAAAGUCAAAGAAAAUGGCAGGAAGAGCGAUCCUUCUCGCAGGUCCGCCAGGAACAGGCAAAACUGCAAUAGCUUUGGCGAUAGCCCAAGAAUUGGGUAACAAAGUGCCAUUUUGUCCGAUGGUUGGGUCAGAGGUGUACAGCUCGGAGAUAAAAAAGACUGAGGUGUUGAUGGAAAAUUUUCGAAGAGCAAUAGGUCUGCGAAUACGUGAAACGAAGGAGAUAUACGAGGGUGAAGUGACAGAGUUGACGCCGUUGGAGACUGAGAAUCCUGUGGGUGGUUACGGAAAGACAAUUUCUCAUGUAGUAAUAGGAUUGAAGACGGCCAAGGGUACAAAGCAAUUGAAGUUGGAUCCUCUGGUGUAUCAAUCAUUGCAAAAGGAGAAAGUUGAAACCGGAGACGUGAUUUACAUUGAAGCAAACAGCGGGGCGGUAAAACGACAGGGAAGAAGUGACAAUUACGCGACAGAGUUUGACUUGGAGGCUGAGGAGUACGUCCCUUUGCCAAAAGGUGAUGUGCACAAAAAGAAAGAAGUAGUACAGGACGUGACGCUGCACGAUCUUGACAUUGCCAAUGCAAAACCCCAGGGAAACCAAGACAUAAUGUCGAUGAUGGGCCAAUUGAUGAAACCUCGGAAAACAGAGAUAACAGAUAAAUUACGAAAAGAAAUAAAUAAAGUUGUCAAUCAGUACAUAGAUCAGGGUAUAGCUGAGCUCGUUCCUGGUGUUCUUUUCGUCGACGAAGUUCACAUGCUCGACAUUGAAACCUUUACGUACCUUCAUCGCUCUCUCGAGAGUGCGAUCGCCCCAAUCGUUAUAUUCGCCACCAAUCGCGGACAUUGCGUUAUUCGUGGCACAGAAGAUAUCGUCGCUCCUCAUGGCAUUCCUCUCGAUCUUUUGGACAGAUUAUUGAUCAUCAGGACCCUACCUUAUUCAAAAAGCGAAAUAUCUCAAAUCGUAAAUCUUCGAGCAGUCACCGAAGGCCUACAAAUCGAUGAAGACGCCCUUGAAACACUCGCUGAACUCGGCACCAAAACCACCCUUAGAUACGUCGUUCAACUCUUAACUCCUGCAGCUCUCACCGCCAAAGUCAACGGACGAACGAACAUAAAGAAAGAAGACGUUGAAGAAGUCGGUGCUCUCUUCCUCGACGCCAAAUCUUCUGCUAAAAUUCUCACACAGAACAAAGAUAAAUUUAUGAAGUGAGAUUGCUCCAGUACUGCAGAUUUUUGCUCUCGAACGGCGAACGCAAUCUCGGUGAAUCUCGAUUUCUCGUCAGUUUUGUAUUCAUUAAUCACUCUAAUCAAUAGCAAUCAAAUGAUUAGCGUUCUGAUUUAUGUCGAUGGGAACGUAUUGAUUAGAAUCAAUCUAAAAAACGGGUUCAUCGAUAUUAAUUUCAGUUUGCAAUGAAAAAUUGAUUGUUAUUCAUUAAAAACGUGUCGACGAAGAAUCGAAAUUGAACGAAAUUGCGAUCACAUGAACGGCGUCUUUGCAAGUCUUAAGCUUCAAUUUUCUCACGUUCCUUCUGUUCUUAAAGUUUUUCAAAGUUUACACCAUUUGAUUACAACGGGAUUUCCUUUUCCUCUAAAGAUUCACUCCAAUUUUGUUCGCACAUUGAGACUGCAAAGUCGCAAAUAAGCAAUCUACAUUUCCGUAGUAUCAACGAUAUAAGCUUCAAUUUCAUUUUUUGUUCGUCCACCGUUAGCGAUACUGAACAAAAAUGAAAACUUCCGCCUUCCAUCGUGAUUAGACCGGAGCAGAAUAUUUUUUGCACGUUGAAAAAUUGAUGGUUUUUUGUUAGACAAAAAAUGUUCUGGGACGUUUAUUGAAUUACAUUAGAUGUGUAACUCUCACUAUGAAGUUUGUUUUUACAAUGACACUAAUUCAAAAUAUAUUUACAUGUAUUUUUUCAUUUAAGAAUCGGUUUUCAUUUAUUUAUUUGUUAAUAGUAGUCCUUUCACGAUGAAAGUUAAAAAUUCAUAAGAAAGUUGAAGUACCAGAAAAUUCUCUCUUCAUCUUUGCCACCACAAACCUCGUUUUGAAUACUCGAAACAAAAUGUACAAAUAAAUUUAUUAAGGAUAAACGUA
Venturia canescens is the source of this 2379-nucleotide messenger RNA. It is a transcript of the gene pont, whose product is annotated as pontin. The transcript has 2 exons. Gene Ontology annotation, cellular component: NuA4 histone acetyltransferase complex; Ino80 complex; R2TP complex. Bases 127 to 1497 code for a protein of 456 amino acids. Gene Ontology annotation, molecular function: ATP hydrolysis activity; DNA helicase activity; ATP binding. The record is from RefSeq and is a predicted model, not a curated record. Gene Ontology annotation, biological process: chromatin remodeling; box C/D snoRNP assembly; regulation of transcription by RNA polymerase II. NCBI's taxonomy places the organism in Eukaryota, Metazoa, Arthropoda, Insecta, Hymenoptera, Ichneumonidae.